Xiphias gladius (swordfish) is the source of this 2570-nucleotide messenger RNA. RefSeq names its product protocadherin alpha-2-like. Gene Ontology annotation, biological process: homophilic cell-cell adhesion. The record is from RefSeq and is a predicted model, not a curated record. The transcript has a single exon. Gene Ontology annotation, cellular component: plasma membrane. The coding region runs from base 77 to 2485 and encodes 802 amino acids. Gene Ontology annotation, molecular function: calcium ion binding. Lineage: Eukaryota; Metazoa; Chordata; Actinopteri; Istiophoriformes; Xiphiidae.
GCUUUCUUUCGGAUAUUCUGCCAUUUUUGUAGAUAAAAGACGUUUGUUCGCCUGAAUUUCGUAAACCAACAAAAGGAUGUGUCGUCAACAGUACAGAGGGGCCGAAUGGAUGUUGUGCGCCAUUACUCUUUGUUUAUUUGACCGGUCUGCCGCCCAGAUUUCCUACUCCGUUUCCGAGGAGGUGGACAAAGGCACAGUGGUGGGGAAUCUCGCCAAGGAUUUAAACAUUCAUACACAGCAGCUGGAGGAACGAGGAUUUAGGAUUGUAUCGGGAUACAGUAAGAAAUAUUUCGAGGCUAAUUUAAGAACAGGAGCCUUAUUUGUUCAUGAAAGGUUAGACCGUGAAGAGCUUUGUCCGAAUUUACCGAGGUGUUCUUUAAAUAUAGAGGGACUACUGAGCUAUCCUAUGAAUAUUUAUCGCAUUGAGGUCAACGUUCUUGACAUUAAUGACAAUGCACCAUCGUUUCUCGAGCAAAUCCAUGUGUUUAAUAUCUCCGAGUCUUCUUCAACGGGAGAGAGGUAUCCGCUCCCAAUAGCUCAAGAUGCCGACACUGGCAGCAACUCUGUGAAAACCUACAAGUUAAGCCUUAACGAGCAUUUCUCCAUAGAUGUGAGUAGCGGAGGGGACAGCAUGUCUGCUGAGUUAGUGCUGCAGAAAGCUUUAGACCGAGAGAAGCAACCCAUUAUUAAACUAACAUUGACCGCUGUGGACGGAGGAAAACCGGCAAAAUCUGGCACUAUGCAGAUUCUUGUCAAUGUGGUAGAUGUUAAUGAUAACACGCCUUCGUUUGGCAAGUCGCUUUAUAAAAUAAGUGUCACCGAAAAUGUCCCUAUAGGUACAACAAUACUGAAACUAAAUGCAACCGAUUUAGACGAAGGGUCAAAUUCCGACAUCAGAUAUUAUUUAAUGAAAAGAGGAAAUGUGGACUCUCCUGAAAAAUUUAGUGUUAUUCCUGAAAGCGGUGAAAUGAUUGUGAUGGCUCAUUUGGAUUACGAGGACAUUAAUGCCUAUGAAUUACGAGUACGAGCAACAGACCAAGGCGCUUCCCCUCGCAGUGGUUAUUCUAAAGUGCUGGUAGAGGUUGUCGAUGUCAAUGACAAUGCGCCAGAAAUCUCUAUAACUUCAAUAAUGACUCCAGUGAAGGAAAGUGCUGAAAUUGGAACAGUCGUUGCAUUGGUGACCGUGACUGAUAAAGAUGGAGGGAAAAAUGGCCUCACCAGUUGUAAAGUUAAAGAUUCGGUCCCAUUUAAAUUAACGUCAAAUUACAAAAACUAUUACUCAUUGAUAGUUGACGGUGUCCUUGACAGAGAGAUUGUAUCACUGUACAAUGUAACCAUUUCGGCUGUCGAUGAGGGGAGUCCACCUCUUUCUAGCACUGCUGUAAUCACUGUGGGAAUCUCUGAUAUUAAUGACAACGCGCCUCGUUUCUCAGAAGCCAAUGUCAAUAUUUACGUGAAAGAGAACAGUAAAGUGGGAGUUAUUAUCACGAGUACAACUGCAGAGGAUGCAGAUGCAAACGACAAUGCUAAGCUGACUUAUUCAUUAAUUGAUACUUAUCCAAAAAGUAUUCCCAUAACUUCUGUUGUAAACAUCAACUCAGAGACCGGAGAUAUAGUCAGUCUGCAGUCUUUUAACCACGAGGAGCUAAAAACGUUUCAGUUUAAAGUUCAGGCCACAGACUCUGGUGUUCCUCCGCUCAGCAGCAACGUGACUGUGAACGUUUUCAUCCUGGAUGAGAAUGACAACAGUCCCGCGAUUCUCGCGCCCUAUUCCGAGCACGGAUCCGUUAACAGCGAGAGCAUCCCCUACUCUGCUGAAGCGGGAUACUUUGUGGCAAAGAUCAGGGCUGUAGACGCAGACUCUGGAUACAAUGCGCUGCUCUCUUACCACCUCUCUGAGCCCAAAGGAAACAACCUCUUCCGCAUCGGAACCAGCACCGGGGAAAUCAGGACUAAGAGGAGAAUGAGUGACAAUGACCUGAAGACUCACCCCCUGGUGGUCCUGGUUUCUGAUAACGGAGAACCCUCCCUGUCGGCUACUGUGUCUAUCGAGGUGGUGGUGGUCGAAAGCACAGCUGACAUCCAGACUCAGUUCAGACAUGUGCCCAUAAAGGAGGAGAGCUUCUCCGAUUUAAACCUGUACCUGCUGAUCGCCAUCGCGUCGGUGUCACUGAUCUUUCUGCUCAGCCUCAUCAGUUUAAUAGCGGUCAAGUGCCACAGGUCAGACGGCAGUUUCAGCAGGUACGGCGCCCCAAUGAUCACCACCCACCCUGACGGGAGCUGGUCUUACUCUAAAGCUACUCAGCAGUACGACGUCUGUUUCAGCUCAGACACACUCAAGAGUGACGUAGUGGUUUUCCCCGCACCGUUUCCGUCUGUAGACGCGGAGCUGGUCAGUAUUAACGGAGGAGACACGUUUACCAGGACUCAGACUUUACCUAAUAAAGACAAGGUAGGUUAUACUUUGCAGCUAAUGCUUGAAUAAUUGAUUAGAGAUUAAUACGUCAACUGAAAUGCGCUUGCUUUCACUGACUGCUUCAGAGUACCACCUUCUUUGAUAUAACAUUUUA